Schistocerca cancellata (South American locust) is the source of this 760-nucleotide messenger RNA. RefSeq lists its product as uncharacterized. The transcript is spliced from 3 exons. Lineage: Eukaryota; Metazoa; Arthropoda; Insecta; Orthoptera; Acrididae. The record is from RefSeq and is a predicted model, not a curated record. The coding region runs from base 1 to 594 and encodes 197 amino acids.
AUGUCACGCCAGACGCUGCGUCCGCACAUACCACCCCCUAGGGCAAAGUCUGCCUGCGUCUCGCCGAGCGCAGCACCAACACGUGCGCGCCGGACAUCCGAGCCGCUGCCGUGGCAUCCGUGCAGCUGUUCACGGCCGGCGCGGCUCCCCUGCCGCUGCCGCCCGCCCACCUCCGUCGCCCCUGAUAUUUGCCAGUCCGCCGAGAAGUGCCCCACCGUGCACCUUGCAGCCAGCCCAGACGUCAGCGUCGCGGGCUCCGCUGUUGUCGCCCACCUGCCACCGCGCUGCCCAGAGGCGCCGCCCAACGUUCGCCGCCGUUCAGUUUCCCGCUGUCGUCUCCGUUUGGGUCCUGGAAUCAACGCCCGGGCGCGUACUUUCGCCGCCGUGCAGCCACCCGCCCCGCCGCCACCGUCUCUUCUGUACUAUUCAUGGACCCAGGGGACAGCACAGCCACAGCAGCUGUCAGAGGGUGUCAACACAAUGCCGCGGGACAACCCCGUGGAGAUGGAGCCUUCACCUCCUCUGUCUCUUCUUGUCCUACUGAAGGAGCUGGACCUGCCCAUGCUGCAGCAGCUGAUACCUUCUACAUCAUGAUAUGGGCCUCAGUUGGUGGACACAUACCCUUUUGGGCAUUUUCUGGGGGACAUUUCGAUCAGAGCAAAGGUCAGAUGGGGGAGCGACCAGAAGUCUGACUCCCCUCCAGCCACAGCUUCUGGUCCAUCAGAGCAUCGAUGCUCUUGGCUCCCUGCCCCACCCCCCC